AGAGAAGAGAAGUCUCGGUAACAAUAAGACAAUUAGGGGGAGGUCUUUCAAGUCUAUUCUUCCUCUGAAGCUAACAUAAUCGAGUGCAACAACUAGCAAAAUGAAGAUGGCGGAUGGACCCACGAUCCUUAGAAGAAAUAGACCCGGAACGAAAGCAAAGGAUUUCUGUAGAUGGCCAGAUGAACCCUUCGAAGAAAUGGAUAGCACAUUGGCUGUGCAACAAUAUAUUCAACAAAUGAUCAGAAAGGAUCCAUCCAAUGUUGAUUUGAUAUUGAAAAUGCCAGAUGCACAAGAUGAAGCAGUGUGGAAAUAUGAGCAUUUGAGGCAAUUUUGUAUGGAACUCAAUGGCUUGACAGUAAGAUUGCAAGAAGAAUGUUAUCCAGCAUCUUGUAGUCAAAUGACAGCUACAGAACAAUGGAUAUUUUUGUGUGCUGCUCACAAAACACCUAAGGAAUGUCCAGCCAUUGACUAUACAAGACAUACCCUUGAUGGUGCAGCUUGUUUGCUUAAUAGCAACAAAUAUUUUCCCAGCAGGGUUAGUAUCAAAGAAUCUUCGGUAGCCAAACUUGGAUCAGUUAGUCGCAGGGUUUAUAGAAUUUUUUCUCAUGCAUACUAUCAUCAUAGAGCAAUAUUUGAUGAAUUUGAGAAUAAAACAUUUCUGUGCCGCAGAUUUACAGCAUUUGUGACAAAGUACAGUUUGAUGUCAAAAGAGAGUUUAAUAGUUCCAAUAAUGGAAGAAGAUGGAACAACAGAAAGCGAAGCCUAGAAUUUAAAUGUUUAUUUAUAUUGUCCCAAGUCGAUUUGUCAGAUUUAACAAGGUCACUGGUAAUACUGAUAUAUCAUUGAAAUACUUGUUGUAGUCCCAAAUGUGACAAGAACAUUGAAAAGGUUCAGUACCUAAUUUCACUGAAAUGUUCUUGAUUAAGAAUAAAAUUUAUUUAAUGGGAAUUCAUUGGAAUUUUUUAAUAGAAAUUUGUGUGCUUAAGAGUUAUACUCCUUUUUCAUUAAGUAUACAAAACGUACGAUUGUACUAUGAACAAAUUUUUAUUAAGUGUUCAUAUUAAUGAUAUUUCUUAUGAUGAACGUACUAUUCAUUUUAUCAUUAUAAUAAUGUAUAAUUAUAUACCUUUUUUAGAUACUGAACUUAUAAAUGUCACAUUAAAUAACAAAACAUUCGGAUGUUCAGUUUUAUAUGUAUUACUUGGUCGUAUAUUUGAUAUUUUUCCUUCAUUAAUGAUGUAAAUUUGUACAAAAGUAUUCGAUUAUAUUUUUAUUGAAAUUAAUAAUUGCACAUGAAUUCUAAGAAAUUUCUCUUGAAAUCAAAUAUGUAAGCAAAUUAAUCGUAAUACAUAUUUUAAUUUUUUCUAAUUUUCAAUAUUGGAAUAAUUCAUGGUAAGAAAAUAAAUCCAUCUAUUAUACUGAGAAUAACUUGUCUUAACGAUCAGGAUAUAGCUAAACCAAACAGAUACUUAUAAAUAUAAUCCUUACAUAAUAUUAGUAACAAUAAUAAAUGAUGCAAUAUCUUUAUUUAUAUUAUAUUUAUUUUACGUGGUAAUAAAUUAAAAAUUUCGAACAUAUCUUUCCAGUUACAGCUUAUAAUAUCAUAAUCAGUUCAAAGAAGUUGUAUUUUUAUUGCCUAAGAAAUUAACACUUUGAUGGCCGCAAGCUUUGUUGAAUCUACGACUUUUGUAAUUUUAUGUGCCUUUUUAUAUCUAAACAGAACCUACCGAUAAAAUGGUAUGUCUGUAAUCUCAUUAAUGAAUGCUGUAAAAUUACAAAUUUCCAAAUUAUAAUUGAAAACUACUACAAUACUUAUCAAAGUUAUGAAAAAUAAUAGCUUUAUCAUUUGUUUCGGUACUUAUAUUUUCCGAAAUAAGACUAGAGAAUGCGAGUAAAUAUUAUUUUGUAUUAAUUUUAGCAUUAUUAUUACUGUCAAUCAACAUUGAAAGUAUCCUCUAGAUUUCUUAUUGAGAAAAGCAAUAUCAGUAUUGGAAGAUUAUCUAUACUACUGCCAAAUACUGCUGCAAUAAAUAGUUUUCAUCAACAAUUAAUAUAAAGUUAUAAAAGUGUUAAGAAUACUGUUAAACUUGCAAUUUUUUAUUUCAUCAGUAUGUAAAUCACGUGAAUGUUUGUAAACUUGUACCAUUUUGAUACACGGUUAUUAAGCAACAAUAACAGCACUAGAAAGUGUUCCCAUUUCCAUUUAUCAUCAAUGAUAAAAAAUUUUUUAAAAAAUUUUGAUUUGAUAAUCAUUUAAUGCAAGUAGCUUUUUUUAAAAAUUUUCAAUGUCUAUUCGUACCUAUUAUAACACUGUAUAUAUAAUUUGUAAAUAAUAAACAAAAAAUGACAUUUAAGUAACUAUAAUUAAAUCAAGACCACAUUGUCUGUAACAAAUAUACAUGUACUGGUGAAAAAUAAACUUUCUAUUUAAUAUCAA
Osmia bicornis bicornis is the source of this 2437-nucleotide messenger RNA. It is a transcript of the gene Mob4, whose product is annotated as MOB kinase activator-like 4. The transcript has 4 exons. Bases 101 to 766 code for a protein of 221 amino acids. Gene Ontology annotation, cellular component: cytoplasm. The record is from RefSeq and is a predicted model, not a curated record. NCBI's taxonomy places the organism in Eukaryota, Metazoa, Arthropoda, Insecta, Hymenoptera, Megachilidae.